Ceraceosorus guamensis is the source of this 2303-nucleotide messenger RNA. Its product is annotated as Pkinase-domain-containing protein. Gene Ontology annotation, biological process: protein phosphorylation. The coding region runs from base 314 to 2233 and encodes 639 amino acids. The transcript has 5 exons. Lineage: Eukaryota; Fungi; Basidiomycota; Exobasidiomycetes; Ceraceosorales; Ceraceosoraceae. Gene Ontology annotation, molecular function: ATP binding; protein kinase activity. The record is from RefSeq and is a predicted model, not a curated record.
GAACUGUGAAUGGCGAACGGCGAAUGACUCACGAUCUCUGUGGCUCGCGACUCGACUUGUUGUCACGAUCCUCAUUCUCCGCUGUCUAAGCAGCGCCUCCUGAUUGCUCCAUCAUUGUGGCUACGAGGACUGCUCAGCCUGCAGAGCUGCAAAUCCCUCGGUAUCGUACUCUUGACGCUGAAUCACUGCCCGCGAGCUUAGCUGCUAGCAGCAACACUAGAUCCUUCCAUCUACGCAAGCGUUUCCACCUCCUGACUCCACUCGAGUCGCUGCUCAGCUCUUGAGGAUCAUCAUCACGCCUCAACUCAUCGCCAUGUCGUCAUACGGCGAUGCAGGCCCCAGCUAUCGUAGCACCGAUCGAGCGCCAUCCCCGUACGAUCCAGGUGCACCUGCACCUGCCUCUUCAUUAUCCGUCAUCCCACCCAGGGCGCCAAAGAAGGCUGGACUUCCCAAGCUUUCAUUGGCAGCACCUCGCCCAGCCGCAAGCAAAAAUGGCGGCGCUGCUUCGAAUGGUGGAGGUCUGGGAGGUCUGACAUUGUCCAUUCCCACCUCGAACGGCUUAUCGAGCUUGUCCAGUCAUGCCCCGGAAGAGGAGGAUGAAGCUCGAAUGGGCUUGCCUCCGUUCUUGGAUACGGAAGAUGGAUUGGCGCCCGGCUCGUACAGCACAGCAGCUCUGCAGACCAUCUACCCAACCACUGUUCCUCAUGCCGAGAAUUCUGCAGCGCUGACCAACGAUCUGAUCAGAGCAAUAGGGGGCGUCUCUCUAGACGCGACCCAGGGCAGCUCGAGCGGUGCGCCUAGCGGGACAGAUGGUAGGGAAGUCAUCGGUGCUGCACCUCACUCCUCAUCAGGCUUAGCGAUUCCGGUAUCGGGCAGCUCAAGACCAGCACAUCACCGUACCGCCAGCGCGACGAGCGUGACUAGUCAAACGAGCAGUAGUGGUUGCGUGACAGCUCCGGGCAUCGACGGCAGCGAGCCCGCAGAGUGGGUGUUGAAGGGCAAUCUUGUCGUCACUGGAAGGUUGGGUGAAGGCGCGAGCGGACAAGUCAGCAAGGCGCGUCACACGCCCACAGGUCUAGUCAUGGCUAUCAAGACGAUCAGCACGUCUCCAAAUCCUGCGAUUCAUCGACAAAUUCUUCGAGAACUGUCAUUCAAUCGUACAUGCCAUUCCGAGCAUAUUGUCCGCUACUAUGGCGCUUUCUUGUCGGAUGAGGAUACGAGCAUCGUCAUUUGCAUGGAGCAGUGCGAAGCCGGAAGCUUGGAUGGCAUAUACAAGAUGGUCAAGAAGAGGAACGGUCGGACAGGCGAGAAGGUGCUGGGCAAGGUCGCGGAAGCUGGACUGAAGGGCUUGGAGUAUUUGAGGCAGCGCAAAAUCAUCCAUAGAGACAUCAAGCCGUCCAACAUCCUCGUCACGCGUAGUGGCCAGUUCAAAUUGUGCGACUUUGGUGUGUCUGGAGAGCUGAUCAACUCGAUCGCAGGCACUUUUACGGGUACAAGCUAUUACAUGGCACCUGAGCGCAUCAAAGGUUUGCCGUACAGCAUCAACUCCGAUGUGUGGUCCCUAGGCUUGACCAUACUUGAAGUGGCUUCCAACCGCUUCCCUUUUCCUCCAGAAGGCGAAGCGCCGCUGGGUCCCAUCGAUCUGCUAUCGUACGUGCUCAGCAUGGCAACGCCAGAGCUACAAGAUGACGAGGUGGCCGGAAUCAAGUGGAGCAAAGCUUUGAAAGACUUUAUCGAUAGGUGUUUGGAAAAGGAUUCUGCGAAGCGUCCAGGACCCAACAAGAUGCUGGGACACCCUUUCAUCAAGAAGAGCGAGAGCAGGCAACCUCAGCCAGACAUUGCGAAGUUCGUCGCUGAUGUUUGGGGCUGGCCCUAUCCUCCUGCAGCUUCAGCGAGCGCAGCAGAAGGUGACACUUUCACUCCGACGGCUACAAAUGCGAGCGGGAAGACAGCUGCGCCGUCCUCGGCCACAGCUGUGGCUGCCGCUUUUGCUCGAUUGCCCAGCGUCAGGCGUGCACCUGGUGCACCGAGCAACCUUUCCCUCAAAACUGCGCCCAAUCCGCCUCAAUCACCGAGAGGUACAGUUCCAAAUACACCCACGGUCACUGCCUCUACACCUGUAGCCAUCGUGGACCCAGAAGGUAGAACGGCGGAGGAGAGAGCCGCUGCAAAGAUGAGGGAAGCGGACGUAGGUCUUGUAGGUAGCCCAACUUCUGAAUCCGCAUUUCCUUGAUUGGAGGCGCUCUCCGACGUGUGCGGGGGGCGCCUCUGUCUACUCCAUCAUCUGCAAUUUGCAAGUCGUG